UGGGUCUGAUUAGCUGAACACGUUUUUUGGGUGUCCCAGGAGAAAAUGGUUGGGACAUUCCGCUGGGACAUUGCCUUAGUGUAGAGAAAUGUAGAUGUAAUUCUGUAGAUGCAGUCAGACUACUUUGACAUGUGUAUGGAGGCAGUUAUAUAAGUGAAUUUGCUUAAAACUUAAAAUUAACCUUUGCCUGCUUUAACUCAAAGACAAUUAAGAUGUGAACUGUCCAAAAUAGAAGUAUUCAUUUAAGUGUUUAGAAUUGCCUUAUAAAGGGACUUCAGGGCCGUGACUGUGUUUCAGUGUGAUAAAACACUGUCUAGUUUGUUCGUAGAUUUGUGAGCUUGCAACUGUGAAUUUAUACUGAGAACUCAUGGUAAAGGUGAAUUGAAUCCUUAGUGUUAUUAUGCACAUUUUCUGUGGGAUCGGACUUUUCAUCAUAGUGCAUGAUUGUAGAAUGAAACAAUAGUUAUUAGAAUGUUUUAACGAGGAAUUUAUUUACUCUUUUAUAUGAUUGGAAUUUAUUAUAAGAAACGACCUCUUGGUGACAUUGAAACCAGACACCGGUACACGCCAACACAGCCUGUGUUGUCGUGCCGCACUGUUGACAUUGACGUCAGUGGUACAAGGACCUACCGGCCUAAGUCAUCUGCCGACAUCAUCAACGAACAGCACGCGCUGAUUCACAGAAUCUACUCCAAAAAUAAAACUAGGAACAUAGCGUCAGCCCCACCACGUCGUCCUAAAACUCCACGUGUCAGUGUGGAGACAAAGAAUAAGGACAACACUGUGACUAAUAACAAGAAGAACAACCUCAAGUCAGUUGAAGUUCAAGGUCGUCCCCUGACCUCUGUGUCUCAGAGACAACGGACCCAUUCUUCCAUUCAGUUAUCUACCUCAAACAAACGACCAAAAACUACAGGUAACAUCAAAUCCACCAAGUCAAGCCAUGAGAACUUCAUGAUAGUUCAUUCUGACCGGGAGCUCCUAGAGACCCGACGUUCCUACCAGAGCCUAACCAACAAAAUACACCAGCACUGGGAACCGGAAAACCACGACCUCAACACGGGAACCUACCAGCGGGGCAAGAAACCACCCGGGAUACCUAGUGUUGACUCCUGGCUCACUUUCAGUGGGUCCCAGGCCAACGAAUCUAACGGGGUGGUUGAUGCUUUUGCAGAGCAUGUGCUUGAACAAUUUUUGGAGGACUCGGACGACAGUUCUGUUGAUGAAAUGAAAGACCUGGAUGCCCAGGGGGAGUACUACAAUGUAGAGGGCACUGUGGGGAGUCGUAUAGCACAGCAGCUGCAGAAAGGGGACCGCAUACGCAUCGGUAUCAACGGCAACGUGCAAACACAUGACCUCAAGGUCAAGAAAUGGUGCAAGGAGGAAAGCCCUGUGAAGCCCCCAGAGGAUGUUGAGAAUGGUGAGGGCAAGGAAAACAUGGCGCGCAACGAGAACCAGAUCAUACCUCUGUCCUGGGAGGACCAGGUGCAGGCCUCGAACACCAAGAUCAUCACCCCCCGCCAGCAGGGCACAGAGAAGACUAGAGCUAGUGCAAGUGACACUCAUCCGGUGACAUUCACCAAGUUGCUCCCUGAUGAAUCCAGCUCCAUAUCUAUCAAGCUAGGGAAACCCGACACAAAGUUCAAGGUUAAACAACGCAAGAAAAACAAGCCUGGUGUCGAUGGACGGCAGCAGGAGAACAAGGUGACAGUGGUGACCAUCGACUCCAGAUCAGAAGAAGAGGAGAAAGCAAUUGAAAGCCUGACAGUGGACGAGGUCAUCAAGCAGAACGUCAGCUCCAGGAUCAGUGAGAAACAGAACGGCCACACCGAAGAAGGCGAACGUCUUUCUGUGACCUUCGCUUUAGCAGACCUUGACCCACAUAAUACACAAGAUGCUUUGUACAAUGCUGGCAAGAACAGCAUUGCUGACUCGCAUUCUAGUGUGAUGAGUGAUUACAAACACCCCAAAGUGAAACCCUCACAGCCCACGUUUAGUUCUAAGACACGAGAAGUGGAUUUGGACAUAAUUGGAACACUGAAUGUUCCCAAUGGACAGAGACCAUUGUCCAGUGAGACUGAACAGCCUAUGUUCACUAAAGCACCGUUUAUGCCCAGACCUUCGAUUGGACGGGCUGGAAGUGCAAGGAGCACGCACAGUGGCAUGAAGUCUGCAAAAUCACUUACGCAGCGAUCGCUUGUGUCAAAUUCGUUGAUAAACAUGAGCAGUCCAAGUUAUCGCCAGAAUGAGGCUGAGUUUAUUCAGAUCUCGCAUCCAGUGAAAAAUCCCAACACCGGACCGCAGAAGAAGCAGUCAUCAGAGUUCAUGCCGCUCGACUCCUCGCGGUCAAUACGAACUGCGUCUGGAAUAAGGGAUCCCAUGCCUUCCCCAGAGCUGACAAACUAUGAUGAUACUCCAAUCAUCACCAAUGAACCCACCGUUCCGAUCGUACCAAUCAAACCAGCCAUCAAGGUUGUAACUCCUGCGUUAUCAAUAAACAUUCCGACUGCAGAUUACACGGACUCUGCUAUGAGCUCACCGACCAGGAAACAGACAGGCAGCCCUGAGUCGUCCCCCCUGAUGAGACGGGCAAAUGAUAUGAGGGACGAACAAAUUGAACAGAUUACCACACUACUUGUAGAUGCUAUUAUUGGUCCCAAUGGGAGACCCGAGUCGUAACACGGAUUUUAUUCUGCAUCUGCUCUAUCAAGUUAAGGAAUUUGCUGACCCUGCAAGCUUUGAUGUGCCAAGUUACUCAUGGUGUAUUUGUCAGCAAUGUGUUUAAAGUUCGCUCCCUAUAAGCAUCAGCAGAAGCUUUGAUAUGUUGUGAAACUGUUUGUCCAUUCACAAUUUUGAUAAGCACAUUUCGGUACAAUUUUGUUUACUUUUGUUUUUCAAGGUUAUUGUUUGGAAUAUUUGCUUACAAAAUGCUGCUGUUGGUAAAAUGAAAAGCUGUUAAAUGUUUUCAUAUUUUUAACCAGGUUUUCCGAAGGAAAAUUAACCAGGUUUUCCGAAGGAAAAAACUGGUUAUUAGAUUGGCGAAUGCGGGCGGGCUGGCUGGCUGGCUGGCGGGCUGGCGGCUGGCUGGCGGGCGGGCGGAACAAGCUUGUCCGGGCCAUAACUAUGUCGUUCAUUGUCAGAUUUUAAAAUCAUUUGGCACAUUUGUUCACCAUCAUUGGACGGUGUGUCGCGCGAAAUAAUUACGUCGAUAUCUCCAAGGUCAAGGUCACACUUUGAGUUCAAAGGUCAAAAAUGGCCAUAAAUGAGCUUGUCCUGGCCAUAACUAUGUCAUUCAUUGUGAGAUUUUAAAAUCAUUUGGCACAUUUGUUCACCAUCAUGGGACGGUGUGUCGCACGAAAGAAUCACGUCAAUAUCUCCAAUGUCAAGGUCGCCACGACUAAAAAUAGAUUUUUUUUUAAAACAAACUUACAAAGGGGGUUUAUUUUGUUUGUUCAUUUCAAAAGUUCAGUUUGAGUUUUCUCCCUUUAUCAGAUUUUUUUUUCACAAUGAAAACCUGGUUUUGUGACAAUUUUGUCCCUUGUUCAAGAUAAAGUGCUGUCUAAUGUUCACUAUUCAUCAAACUAAAGAAUCGAACACAUUUACUUGUCAGUAUUUCCAAUAAAUUGAGAGCAACA
Dreissena polymorpha is the source of this 3635-nucleotide messenger RNA. RefSeq lists its product as uncharacterized. The transcript is spliced from 10 exons. NCBI's taxonomy places the organism in Eukaryota, Metazoa, Mollusca, Bivalvia, Myida, Dreissenidae. The record is from RefSeq and is a predicted model, not a curated record. Bases 505 to 2679 code for a protein of 724 amino acids.